UAUAUUUUUUAUGUCUAUUUAAAAAGUUAUAUUAAAAAAACAAAUUGUUAACAAUAUUUAAAAAGUUUUACUUAAUACUUUACAAUGUGGGACAUGUUUAAUUUUUAUUUAAUUUUAGCCAUCACAUUUUAUGGCAAUAGUUUGGCCCAGACUAAUCUGACCAUUACAAAUGGCACUCAAACUCGAUGCCCAAAUGUAACGGGAAUGCCUACUGUGAAUUUCAGCUCGUUAGCUGGACAAUGGUACGAAUUAGCCAUUACCCCGAACAAUACAAUAACCGGUUAUAAGUGCCCUACCAACCGAUCUUAUGGCCUGAAUAUGGAACCUUGCUAUAUUGUGCAAUCACCACCAUCAAUAAUAUCUUACUUGAAUAGUAGCUUUGCAAGUGGUCAGUUAUUCAUCCUGGACACUGACUAUCAAACUUAUAAAAGC
Molecule: messenger RNA, 432 nt
Organism: Oppiella nova
Lineage: Eukaryota; Metazoa; Arthropoda; Arachnida; Sarcoptiformes; Oppiidae
Source: the annotation of a GenBank genome assembly